UCAGAGAAGCCUAUUUUUUCUGUCCACCAAUAGGAGACCAGCUCAACACAACAUUGGACAUAUGGUUCGUGUUUGUUUACUUCGAAAAGCAAACAUGGUUAGAUAUCGCGUACUAAUUUAGUACCCUAACUUUCACACUAUGCUCCCGCAUUGGAGCAAGUCGCUGCUGCCUGAAGUAAACGUUGCAACUUUGCUUGUCUUCGUCGUUGUGUAUUUGUCUCUUCACUACCACCUAAAACGCCGCCGUCGUCUGGCUAACAUACCCCCGGGUCCCAAGCCCCUGCCGAUUGUGGGCAAUUUCGGCGUUUUUCUCAUCCCAUCGUUCAUCCGGAGGAGGUUUGGGAACGCGUCGAAGCCGAGCGCGACACCAAUGGAGGCGCUGACGGAGCAAGCGGCGAUCUACGGCGAAGUGUUUAGCCUGUUUGUCGGCACGCAGCUUAUAGUUGUGCUGAACGGCUAUGACGUCAUCAGAGACGCUUUCCUCCACCAUCCUCAAGUGUUUUCAGACAGGCCGGACAUCCCUGCGGUUACCAUCAUGACCAAACGCAAAGGUAUCGUCUUUGCGCCGUAUGGGCCGGUGUGGAGAAAGCACCGCAAGUUCUGCCAUGCCUCCCUUCGAAACUUUGGUGUGGGGAAGCUUACCCUGGAGCCGUGCAUCCUCCAAGGCCUGGCGACGGUCAAAAGUGAGCUUCUGCGACUACGUCAGGAAGUUGGCAAGGGCGGCAUGGACUUGACGCCACUAGUAAGCAACGCCGUCUCCAAUGUCAUCUGCUCUUUGGCCCUCGGCGAGCGCUUCCCCCAAGACGACCGGCAGUUCGGGACCCUGCUGGGCCUGAUGGUACGAGGCCUGGAGCUGUGCGUUAACAGCCCCGCCGUCCUCAUCAACAUCUUCCCACCACUCUACCACUUGCCCUUUGGCGCCUUCGGGGAGCUCCGGCGUGUGGAGCGCGACAUCACCGCCUUUCUGAAGAGGAUCAUUGCUAAGCACUGUGACACGCUGGACCCAGAGAACCCCAGAGAUUUAGUGGACAUGUACUUGGUGGAGAUAGCCAGCCAGAGAGCUGCGGGUGUGGAGGACAGCAGCUUCGAUGAGGACUACCUCUUCUACAUCAUUGGGGAUCUCUUCAUCGCCGGCACUGACACCACCACCAACUCUCUUCUGUGGAUCUUGCUCUACAUGGCCAUGCAUACUCACGUCCAAGACAAGGUCCAGGCAGAGGUGGACAAGGUGGUGGGACCAUGCCGUGUUCCGUCUAUGACUGACAGGGGUCGUUUGCCCUUUACCGAGGCCACCAUCAUGGAGGUCCAGAGGCUGACCUCAGUGGUUCCGCUGGGCAUUCCACACAUGGCAUCCAAGACCACAGACUUCCGAGGUUUCACGAUUCCGCAAGGAACGGUCCUUCUGCCCAACCUGUGGUCUGUCCAUCGCGACCCCGCCGUGUGGGACCAACCCGAGAGCUUCAGGCCUCAGCGCUUCCUGGAUGAUGAGGGCCAGCUGGCCAAAAAAGAGUGCUUCAUGCCUUUUGGGAUCGGUCGCAGGGUGUGUAUGGGCGAGCAGCUGGCCAAGAUGGAGCUCUUCCUCUUGGUCACCGGCCUACUGCAGGCCUUCACCUUCCGACUGCCGGACGGAACGCCGCCGCCACCCAUGCAUGGACGUUUCGGACUGACGCUGGCGCCGUGUCCCUUCACCGUGUCCGUCAGCCCUCGUGGGUGAAAUCAGCCGAUUGGAUGUCCACAAAGGCAAACAGUGCAAUAUAUUGUACAUACAAAGUCACUAGACACUUUAUUGGGUACACUAUCGGUACAGUAUCAUUUUGAAUUAGUACUGUAAUGCAGGGGAUAACAAAAAUGCUGGUUGUUGAUUCACAGUUAAAUGAACAAAGCCUGGUGAUACAUUGUUCACCUGGUCACUCAUAAACCAUGGAAACUACAUUUCACCUCGCGUGAGAAAAUCACUUUUGUAGGCCAGGAAACACGAGCAACAAGCAUCCGUCUCCCAGCAUCUCUGUGCACUAACUAGCGGAUCUGUAGCCGCUCCUUAGUGGGAUUUCUUUUUGCUAGUUUCCCAAAUGUGUUACAAUACACGGUGCACAUUUUUAAGUGUUAUUUUAAUUAAAACAAAUAUAAUUGACA
Molecule: messenger RNA, 2133 nt
Organism: Hippocampus zosterae (dwarf seahorse)
Lineage: Eukaryota; Metazoa; Chordata; Actinopteri; Syngnathiformes; Syngnathidae
Gene: cyp2u1
Product: cytochrome P450 2U1
Exons: 5
Coding region: 140-1714 (524 amino acids)
Biological process (GO): xenobiotic metabolic process
Cellular component (GO): cytoplasm; intracellular membrane-bounded organelle
Molecular function (GO): oxidoreductase activity, acting on paired donors, with incorporation or reduction of molecular oxygen, reduced flavin or flavoprotein as one donor, and incorporation of one atom of oxygen; iron ion binding; heme binding
Source: RefSeq, a predicted model, not a curated record